AUGGUGAUGCCUAAUCCAGAAGAAUAUACUGCAAUUCAUGGUGUACUGAGAAUAUUACGAUUUUUAAAUAAUUAUCCAGCUGAAGGUACUGGUACUUUAAUUUUAUCAGAAAAGGCAAAAAAUUUAAUUGGUCCUAAAUUACCACAAAUUUUAAUUGAUUAUUCAACUGCAACUCAAUUGAAUUUAUUUGGUGAUUAUCCUAAUAAAUCAGAUAUUAUUCCUUCAGCAAUUUUCAUUGGAUUAUUUUCUAUAAUUGCCAUUUUACAUUUGAUAGUAUUUUCUAUUAAUUAUUAUCGAGGUCAUUAUUUUUGGUUAUCAUUAGGUUGGGUAUUUUAUGCCAUUUGUCGAAUAUUGGGAUUUGCUUUAAGAAUUGUAUGGUCUCAUGAUUUAACUGAUUGUAAAGUGGGGAUUACUAGUGAAGUAUUUUUAAUUAUCCCUACAGUUUUAAUUGCUUCAUUUAAUCUUGUUUUAGCUCAACGGAUAUUUACUUGGAGACAUCCAGUGGGUGGAUCAAGAAAAAUUUUUUGGACUUUAAUGUGGAUUCUUUAUGCUUUAGUUGCUGGUGUAGUAGCUAUGACUAUUGUUACUUCAGGAGGUUUAAAUAUUUAUUUACUUUCUGAAGCUAAUUAUUCUCGUUAUAAAAAAGUGGUUAUGAGUACAUCAAUUUUAAUUAUUAUUUAUUCUUUAACAGCAGUUGGAUUAAUUCUUUUAGCUUGGUUAUUUAAACCAACUAAAAAAGAUGAAAAUUUAUAUACUUAUCAACCUUGGUGGAUUGAAUCAUUUGCACCAUUUUAUUUUGUGAAAAAAAAUGAACCUCAAAUUGCUGCUUUAUCUUUUUUAAAAAGAAAUCAUAAUCAUCGUUAUGCAAUUCGAGUUAUUGCUGCUACUCAUAAUCUUCAUAAAACCGUGAAAGGUUUAACUAAUCAACGAGGUGAUUUGACUCAUAAUGUUUCAUUAAUGAUAAUUGGUGUCACCACUUUGAUUAUAUUGGUUAGUUCGAUUCUUCGAGCCGUUAUUUGUUUCCAAGGUCGUAUGAAAUAUUUUACCGCCCCUGUUGGUAAAGCCCCAGUAAUGUAUGUGUUUUGGGGUGGUCUUGAAGUUGGGGUCAAUUUAUUAUAUAUCAUUGGUCGGGUGGAUUUGAGGUUUUAUCGACCAGAUAGAUUACCAAAAGAUGUUAGAAAUAUUGUUACAGCAGAACAAUCAUUAUAUCCAUCUGAAAUUGAAGAUGAAGGUGAUGAUCAAAAUGUAUUGGAUAAAGAAUCUUUGGAUAAACAUCCUCAACCAUAUUCAGGGAAAACUUUUAGUAAUAAUAAUAAUAAUAAUAAUCAUCAUCAUGAUGAUAAUGAUGAUAAUGAAUUUGGAUUCACUGAUUCAGAUGAUAAAGAUGUCCAUACUGAUCUUGAUGGUAAUGAAGAUUUUGAUUUUAUUAAUGGUGGUUCUGAAAAACCUAAAAAUAAUUUUCCUUAUCCAUUUAAAGAAAAAUCAGAAACCGUAUCUGAAUUUCAUUUUUAA
Molecule: messenger RNA, 1512 nt
Organism: Candida dubliniensis CD36
Lineage: Eukaryota; Fungi; Ascomycota; Pichiomycetes; Serinales; Debaryomycetaceae
Exons: 1
Coding region: 1-1512 (503 amino acids)
Source: RefSeq, a predicted model, not a curated record